Anopheles stephensi (Asian malaria mosquito) is the source of this 819-nucleotide messenger RNA. RefSeq lists its product as uncharacterized. Lineage: Eukaryota; Metazoa; Arthropoda; Insecta; Diptera; Culicidae. The coding region runs from base 31 to 750 and encodes 239 amino acids. The transcript is spliced from 2 exons. The record is from RefSeq and is a predicted model, not a curated record.
ACAUUUUCCACCCGAAAACCGGCCUUGACGAUGGAGUUUUCCUUUCGAUUUACUCUUCCGGUAGGUGGCGCUAUAAAAGAUGAGACCAUCGACGAUAUCGGCAUCAGUAUUCGCACAGCACUUCUAUCAACAACAACAUCCAUCAAAAUGAAGUUCUUCAUUGCAAUCAUGGCUGUGACGUUCGUCGCUGCGUCCGAGGCCUCGUACCUGCCAUACGCUGACGAUCUGUCCUACCAGAGCUACGGUUAUGGACUUCCUCUCUCGAAGGUGGUCGUCGGCUCGUCGUACGGUCUGCCAGCAGCUGUGGACAAGUACUCCUACCCAUCGUACUACAGUUCUUAUCCGGCCGUGAAGAAGGUGGUCGAAUAUCAGUCGGUUGCUCCGGUGCUGGCCACCAAGGUCGUUGAUAACAGCUACGGACUGGGAUACAACAAGCUGGUGUCCCCGGUCGUCGCCACCAAGGUCGUUGAUAACAGCUACGGACUGGGAUACACCAAGGUCGUUGAUAACAGCUACGGACUGGGAUACAACAAGCUGGUGUCCCCGGUCGUCGCCACCAAGGUCGUUGAUAACAGCUAUGGCCUAGGAUACAACAAGCUGGUGUCUCCGGUCCUUGCCAGCGGUUACGGUCUCGGAUACAACAAGCUGGUGUCCCCAGUCGUCGAUAAUGGCCUGUAUAACUAUGGCGGCUACGGACUGGGAUACAACAAGUACCUGUCGGCCGCUCCAGUUGCCAAAUAUGUGUUGUAAAUGUGUAAAUAAUAUUGUUUUAAUAAACCGGCUCCGGCUCCGAUCCAUGACGUAUGAAUGUUAACCCAA